Spirodela intermedia is the source of this 2966-nucleotide messenger RNA. NCBI's taxonomy places the organism in Eukaryota, Viridiplantae, Streptophyta, Magnoliopsida, Alismatales, Araceae. The record is from the annotation of a GenBank genome assembly.
AUGGCUGCUGCUGCUAAUUCUCUCGCCUCUCAGUCAACCCUCCUCUCCCAGCCCUCCCGACUUGCGCCGCGCCGGUCUUCUCCCCCGCUAUCUCGCCUCCCCCUCCACCUCAGCGUCCGCCCCUCUGCCAGCUCCACCCCGUCUCUCAUCCCGAUCUGCGCCUCAGUCGCGGCCCGCUCAAGGACAAGCCACACUCUCCGAUUUGCGGUUCCCGAUUCUGGCGGUGGGGAGAUCGGCGGGGGAGGGGGGGCUGAGGGACACGGCCGCGGAGGAGGAAACGGUGAUUGGAACGAAGGAAGUGGGUCCUCGGAGGACGGGGAGCGGAAGAAGAUGGGAGGAGGGAUGUCCAUGUCUCAGAAGAUCACGCUGGGAUAUGCCGCGCUUGUUGGAGGUGAGUGAAUCACCAUCUCAUACCCCUCUCGCAUCAUCGAGAUAUCCUUCAUGCUUUACCUUCCGGCUUACUCGAUCGUUCCUGUUCCUUUAUUCGCCUCUGUUACACGAGUGUGAUGGGCUUUUUGUUCAGCUUGACUAGUGAAAAUCUCGAAUGUGAAUUUGGCGUACAAGAAAAAUGAGGUACUGUAAUCCGGUCCCUGGAUGCUGGCAAAAAUAUUUUCUGAGGGCGGCAAUCUAUUCCCAAUUGAACGCAGACCUGGCAUUUAAAUUGUUGGCCUCGACGGCCCCUCUUUAAGCUAAGAGCACCGGGAUCUUUCAUUUUUGUAAAGGAGCGUAAUGUCAUCCCUAUGUUUCUUAACCUCAAGGAGGGUGCUGGAAUUAAUGGAGUUCAGACGAAGGAUAUCUCUGAAUCCGCAGAGAAAUUAUGCUUUAACUCAGCACUCACACCAAAAAGAUCCUCCCUGUUUAUCUUUUGAAUCUGUGGUUCAUCAUAUAGAAAGUCACAGCACCAGAACUGAUCCACCCUUGAAAAUAUGAAAUUGAGAAAUGCUUGAGUUGGGCACUUGUGGCCACACCGAAAGACAGUAAAUUCAAUUAAAUGUGGUGAUGACCUUGACAGAAUAACUAGGUUUAUAUCACUCUAGAUUGGGACAAAAUUUACGUGGUAUAUAGAGUAGAUACUUGGCUACUUCGAUUUUCGCUAGGAUUUUAUUCCUGGCAUGAAUACUUGCUUGGGUAUUAAGUAUGUAGUCUCUCAACGUGUCUGCCUUAACAACUAUGCACUCGACCCUGUCAUUCUUGGCACAUUAUGGGAUCCUGCUCCCUCAUUAGUCAAGCUGUUGUCCAUUAAACCUCAUCAGAAGCUUUGAAGGAUGAAAAUGAUGUGUUUGCUUUUGAUGAAAUUAAAUACGUACUGAUGAAAACCCAUCCUAACAUUCAACUGGUUACAUGGAAUGCUUGGCUAACAGAAAUCCAAUCCCGAAGACAUUCCACACUCGAAUCAGGAUUUGUUGCUUCCAAAUUCUGACCAUAUCAGAGCGAAAAUUUCUCUUUCAAGGCUGGAUUAUUUAGCCCCCAUUAUGUGGAAUUGUCAUUGCCUUUAUUUCAAGAAGAAGAAGAAGAAGAAGAAGAAGAAGAAAAAAGAAUCAUCUGUGAUUUUCCACUUGUACACAGCUGUUUUGGGAGGCAUUUUCCUGCAUAUAACUAGAUUAUAGUUCAUAUAUGCCCAUGUAUCACUUUCCAUCGUAAGUGUUGUUUUACAUUGUUUUCCUAUUUUUCAUGCACACCGUUACAAGUGAAAGUUCAUGAAUUUCAUAGACUGAGGCAUAAGGGGGGCUUCUAUGGUUGAAUAUAUUUCAAUUUUAGUUGACUUCUUUCUUGAGUUUUGUAAUUCAUCUUUGCAGUCUGUGAGACGAACCUAUUCAACCUGCAUAUUUCAAAAUUGCUUUUCUGUCUCGUCUUUCAAGGUUAGGCUUGAGAUUCUUCAAGCCGCCAAUUUGUGUUUUUGCCCAACAAGAGAUGUUGGUCUGCAACUGUGUUCUCCCAUUGAAAAACACAAAUGAUGUGCUAUUGCUUUUUUUACGAAGUGUACUUUUCCUCUCCCCUGAAUGAUUAAGAAAAUAUUGAAUUCACUACCGUCCUGGAAUGGAUGGAAUGGGAACAUACAUUUAUGGAGAGCCUUCCUCCCUGCGUGCACCGUCUAGUGUAGCAUUAACUAAUGAUUCCUAAGUUUGUCUGGCGAAAUACUUCAACUUAUAUCAUGUGAGAAACGUCUGCAUGAUGUGCAUAUUUAACCAACACUUAAAGUCAGUCGAUCAAAGCUUUGCCUACUCAUGUGUAGGCAUGGAAUAUUAAGCAGGCAAAAUUUCAGGUGCAUGUGCCCUUCUUACGCGGUUGUCUUGCGGAUCAAUGUUUUGCGGAUCACUAUCUGCAUCGUCUGUGGCCUUUAGUAACCCAGUUACACAUUGAGAUCAUUAACUCUCGGGAAGUGUCUUCAAUAUUCAUCUUUUUUUUUUUCUUUGUCUGCGCGUUGGGGUAGUGCAUCAGGAGCAUUCACUUUUGUCAUCCAUUUAGCUUAUUCAUUUGUGAGUUGAAUUGAAUCAGAAUGAAAACAAUUAAAAGCCGCCUGUCUUGUACAAAAUUUGUGUGUGGGUUAGCUCAUGAGCUCAUAUGAAGUACGCACUUAUUUUGCUUUCAGUUGGUGGACUGAUGGGAUACCUGAAGAGUGGGAGCCAGAAGUCUCUAGGUGCUGGUGGUGCUUCGGCCUUGUUAUUAUAUUUUGUUUACACUCAGCUCCCUGUGAGGCCAGCCUUCGCUUCAUCCCUGGGCCUAGGUGAGGACACUGACGCUGGAAUUUUAGACACAGUACAGUCUUUAAGGUUCUCACUCUAAGCAUUGUUGUCGUAAUGAGGACUCGCCAUUUGUGAGCAGGUCUAUCUGCUGCGCUGCUUGUGGUGAUGGGUUCUCGCUUCAGGAAGUCGGGGAAGAUAUUUCCAGCCGGCGUCGUCUCUCUUUUUUCUCUUGUGAUGGUAUGCGGCUAUGCCCAUGGGAUUAUGCGAGGCCUGCAUGCGUAG